GGACAUGAAAGCUCGAGUUUCAAAUGAAUGAAUGAAGGAAAGAACUCAGAGUUCCUGAUGGCCCCUUUAGCGGCGUGACAGACGGGCUUUUGGGAGGAAGCUAGUUAUUCUAUGUUAAGUCAAAAAGCGGGUCCAGAGCUCAUUGUUAACAGCAGCUGCUUCCUGCCUGCAGGUCAUUAUUUCCAACAGGGCCCAUAACAAGGCGUUCACGUGGCGAGCUCUGAAGACGACUAACGGAGUUUUCUUUGGUGCCGUUUCUAUUUCCGCAGCCGACUGCACAAAGAGGCAGUUUGACGCCAACGCGCGUCGUGUUCAUGUCAAUGGAUUUGUCCAAUUUGGACGUGGAGGGUUGCUGGCUGAUGAGGUCGUUCAGCGGGGAAGGUUGACCUCUGUGAGAGAACACAGAGAUGCUGUCAAAGCACAUCCAGCAUCUGUUUACUAUGUAGAGCGUAGUCUGUCGCUGUGCUGGUUCCCCCGAUGAAAAGCUUUUUCACGCGGCCGUUCUGGGUUUUUAAAGUGAACAGACGUCUCGGCUUUUCCGUCAGAUCAAUCCGAUCCUUGACCCCUGAAGACCUGAGCUCUCAUUGGACCAUUUUCAUUUCUCUGACAUGGCUCCAGUUAAGCAGAAUUACACCAUAGUCUGGCUGAAUACUCGAUUCUCAUUGGAUGCUGCGUGUGCAUUGAAAAGUGAUAACCGCACGUCUAAAAAAGAAGUUCCGGUCACAUAGCGUAAAUGUUUUGUAUCACUGCUUUGGCUACUUUACCCGUUACUUAACCUCUGUGGUAAUUUAAUUGUGACGUCCACGUCACCUGGACGCCAGGUCUGAAGGGGUUCAUUUUCUACAUUUACCCUUUGAAAAAGAGACAUUCAUUACAAAUAACAUGAAAAAUAAAGUGAUCAGAUGUGCAAUAGGAAUCAGGUUACAGGACAGAAAUGAAGCAUGAAAAUCUUUUUAGUUACAUGUGUUCAGAUAAAUGAGCUGCUGUUUUUCCAGCUUCUUCCCUCUUUGCUCGAGAUGAAACAGCUCUGCUCCAAUGAAGUUCUCUCUUAUUUUACUCUAUGUUGAACCAGCAUGUGCACACAUCCUCACACAGCCUUGUGUUGACAUUCAGUAAUAAGAUGCAUUUUUUGUCCUGCAGGAGCACCAGAUUUAGAAACGGGACACUAAUAAGCUCCUUAACUUUCCCACAGUACUCGUCGCCUCAGAAGCUGAAAUGACUGAUCUUGGGAAGCAGGUGUGCGUUUGUGAGUGGGCGUGGCUGACGGGGGUUUACGCUUCUGUCCAGGGUGUACUGGUAUAAAAGACAGGACACUGGUCGUGCUUGACCACCUUCCACUUCCACGUUGCUGGAAAAGAUCCAGAGGAAUUCAUGAUAAAUCCUAAAAGCCAUACAAGAAUUUCCAUAAAUAGACGUUUGUCUUUGCUGCUUUUUGGCUGCAGUUCGUCUCCGUCAGUGUUUCAGCUGAAGCUCCAUCCAUCAGACCCUCAAAGUAUGUCUAGGAUUCCUGUGUUUCCUCGCAUGUCCUUCCUGUUGCUUUGCAUUAUGGGUAUGAUCUCCAUGGUGUCUGGCUUUCCUCAGACUCGUCUCCCUCUCAGCUCUGAGGAUCCAGAGAAUCCAAAGCAGGAUGAAUGGGACGUGGUCUUCCCUUCCAUUUCCCUCCACGACUGGAAUAUUCAAAUGCUGUCACCGCCGAGCGUCCGAGCGGCGGCCAGUAAGACGGGCCUUUUGAGGGAGGCGUGGCUUUUCACCCCAGAGAGGACGGACUCCAGCAUGGACGGGAUGUGGCCGCCCGAGUGGACAUCUGACGGCGCCCGGCUGCUUAAGAGGAACAUGGUGGUGGCCGACGACGCCGCCUUCAGAGAGAAGAAUAAACUCCUGACGGCCAUGGAGAGGCAGAAGUGGCUCAACUCCUACAUGCAGAAGCUUUUGGUGGUUAAUUCUUAAAGAGCUCCUUCUGAAACUAGUUGCUGAAGAUUUCAGUGGUUAACGCCUUUAAAGGACAGUUCAGAUGCGGUUCGGAGUCCCAAGCGUUUGGAGCCAACGCCGCCUCUCGUUCUCCUGAGAGGCUGUUUGCAUGAGCAGACGUGCUGACUGCACACGGCACAGGAGCUCCUCGUCUCUAAUAAAAACUAUGUUUGCUAUUCCUGUUAAUAAAUUCUUGUGUGCAAUAA
Messenger RNA from Oryzias latipes (Japanese medaka), 2174 nucleotides. RefSeq names its product parathyroid hormone 2 (gene pth2). NCBI's taxonomy places the organism in Eukaryota, Metazoa, Chordata, Actinopteri, Beloniformes, Adrianichthyidae. Gene Ontology annotation, cellular component: extracellular region. Gene Ontology annotation, biological process: neuropeptide signaling pathway. The record is from RefSeq and is a predicted model, not a curated record.